This is a messenger RNA of Suncus etruscus (white-toothed pygmy shrew), 1403 nucleotides long. RefSeq names its product interleukin 18 binding protein (gene IL18BP). The coding region runs from base 749 to 1252 and encodes 167 amino acids. Gene Ontology annotation, biological process: T-helper 1 type immune response. Gene Ontology annotation, molecular function: interleukin-18 binding. The transcript is spliced from 4 exons. The record is from RefSeq and is a predicted model, not a curated record. Lineage: Eukaryota; Metazoa; Chordata; Mammalia; Eulipotyphla; Soricidae.
GGGUUGGGUGCUGCCAAUGUUUGCUCUCUUGACAAGUGAAAGGAGCUGAUGCCUGUCCUCUUCAUUCGAAUGCCUGGUGAAGUAAGUCCAACGGAAGUUGCUUGCCAACCAAACAAUAUUCAGAUCUGGGGGAUGGGAAGCCCCCCAGGCAGGGAUGGAGUGUGUGGAUGGGACCCAUGAUUUGUAUGCUAUGUUUUCACUUUAUUUCCAGCACCUCAUGGUUUAAGGACUCAAGGGGAGGAGUCCUUUAGCUCUGAGGACUAAGGAAUGACCUUACAUACCUUUACCAAAGCUCCAUUAUACAUACAGACCCAGGAAGAGUCUGGCAUUUGCAGGAAGAGGGGCCAUGGUCUGUGCACAAUUGUGAAAAUCGUUGCCUAACAAGAAAGACGUAGUUUCUCUUCCCCAAUUGCAAUUAUAUAGAGCGAGGCUGUUAGUUCCUCACACAUAGCAUGACCAUGAGGCAGGCUCGGAUGCCAGGUGGGACCUGAGGUUUGGGGGCCAGGGAAUGGGAAGAGGAAAGCGCUUUGGGCUUGAGCCCCAGAUGCUCAAAUGCAUUGGGCAGUACUGUCUGCAGCCUCGUCUGGACAUGCAGCUGUGGCUCCAUUUCAGAGGGCCAGGAAUGACCUUCCUCCUGGCACCCAGGCUGCUACUUCCUAUCUAAUUGGGCUGACCAAACACGGAUGCUGCGUUCCCAGCAGUAGGUAAGACACCUGCUUAAAAUGUCCUUCCCUCAGAACCCAGCGCUAUGCAGGUCCUGCUUCUGUGUGCCCACGUUGUCUGUCACCUGGUCCUAGCCAGCGCAACACCUCAAGCCACCACAACUCAGCAGUGCCCAGCGUUGGAGGUGACCUGGUCUCUAGGGGAAGCCCCAUCGAAUGGAAUGGUCACCUUGACCUGUACGGCCUGCAGCCACUUCUCCCACUUCAGCAUCCUCUACUGGCUGGGUAAUGGCUCCUUCAUUGAGCAUCUCCCAGGCCCACUACAUGAGGGCAGCACCAGCCGGGCCCACAGCAGCGCACACACCCAGCUCAGGAACUCGUUGGUGCUAGAGCAACUGAAUCUAGCCCUGUGCAGCACUAACUUCACCUGUGUCUUUGCUGACCCUGCAGUCACCGCCCAGCACCAUGUCAUCCUGUCUCAGUCAUGGGUGCCACCCUGUCAUCCAGAAGCCUCAUCUUCCAGUCACAACCUGGAGCCACAGCCGCCCACGGUGCCAGGAGUAAGCCCAGGGCCAACACCCUUGCCUUGAUGCGCCUGCAAAGCUUGCAUUUUGCUCCCAUCCAUAAAUAUAGAACCUCUUGGGAGUUGGCCUAGGAAUGGCUGGCAUGUGUCCUUCCUGAACCCACUAUCCCCCCAAAUGUAACCUGUCUUGAAUGUUUCCAGCUUCCUUCUCUGCUGUA